AUGCGUCCUGGCCAGGCGCAGACGCAUGCGAAGGCGCAUACGCAGCGUCAUCGCGCGAAGCAAGUAGGCAAGGAUGCCAGGAUCGUGUCCCAUAUAGUCGAGGGAGAGAGUACGGGUACCCAGCGCCGCGCCGUGUUCCGGCCGGUGCUUACCUCGCCGUACGUCGUGCAUGGGCCGCGGCUUGCCAAGGCCGAUGCGGAGAUGCUUCUGCAUACGCUCGUCGAGGGCCUUGCUGAAGAGCGCACAGGGACCACGGUCGGCCUGAAUGCGGCGACGCGCGCGCUCGAAGAGCGCAUCGAUGCGGCCCGCACAGACGCCGCGGAACCCCCCCUGCCCCGCAUCCUCUUUGUGUGCGAAGGGGAUGUCGAGAACACUGCGCUCACGGCGCACCUUCCUAUGCUAGUUGCGAGCUACAAUGCCGUGGUGCGGCCCUCUGCGCCGCUCCUCCUUGUUCCCCUCGCUCCCGGCGCCGAGCUCUUGCUCUCGACCGCGCUCGAUGUGCGCCGUGCGUCGGUCGUGCUGCUGUCCACCGCGUUUCCGAGCCUGGAGCGCCUGCUGCAGCGUGCCGCGUCCGCGUUUGGCCCCGAGUAUGUCGCGAGCGGAUUCCGCGUGAAAUGGCUCGAUACGACCGCGGCGCUGGCGCCGCCGCGCAUCAAGCACGUCGUGUCCAGCACGCCCGCCAACCUCAACGAGGCCAAAGCACAAAAAAAGGCGUCGCGCAAAGCACACCAGGAAAAGAAGCGCGUGCAGAGGAGCCGUGGUUCAUAA
Malassezia japonica is the source of this 768-nucleotide messenger RNA. It is a transcript of the gene POP3, whose product is annotated as ribonuclease P. The transcript is spliced from 2 exons. Gene Ontology annotation, molecular function: ribonuclease MRP activity; ribonuclease P activity. The coding region runs from base 1 to 768 and encodes 255 amino acids. Gene Ontology annotation, biological process: intronic box C/D snoRNA processing; rRNA processing; tRNA processing. Gene Ontology annotation, cellular component: cytosol; ribonuclease MRP complex; nucleolar ribonuclease P complex. Lineage: Eukaryota; Fungi; Basidiomycota; Malasseziomycetes; Malasseziales; Malasseziaceae. The record is from RefSeq and is a predicted model, not a curated record.